GAUUAAUUGAUUCGGGUAUAAGGUAGGUGUCCCUAGUGACGUGUAGUGUGUUCUGUUCUUAGGCAUUUCAAGGGGAGACUGCAACUCGAUAAACGCGGGGAAUUGACUCACUGUUCUUCCCAGGCAACCUAGAAAUUUACAGAUGGCUGAGAUGCAGUACAUUGUAGACCAUGCAAGGCAGGCAUUUGCCACUGGAAAGACUCGAUCUUUGGAUUUUAGGAUCCAGCAGCUGAAGUCUUUGAAGAGAAUGUUUAUUGAAAAGGAAACUGACAUAAUUCAAGCAUUAAAGGCUGACUUGAACAAGAAUUUUUGCAGCGCUUACAGCUAUGAGAUUAUGGGAGUGUUGGGGGAGAUUGAUGAUGCUGUGGGGAAUCUUGCUGAAUGGAUUGCACCUCAGCAUGUGAAAAAGAAUCUAAUGACCUUGAGAGAUGAAGUGUACAUAAAAUAUGAGCCUCUUGGAGUUGUGUUGGUCAUCGGGGCUUGGAACUACCCUGUAGUGCUUCUCCUGCAACCUCUUGUGGGUGCCAUUGCAGCAGGUAAUGCUGUAAUAGUGAAACCUUCAGAAGUCAGUGAAAAUACUGCCAAACUUCUGGGAGAACUUCUGCCUCAAUAUAUUGACAAGCAGUUGUACCCUGUGGUAAAUGGUGGCAUACCAGAGACUACUAAACUUCUGGAGCAAAGAUUUGACCAUAUCUUCUAUACUGGUAGCACCAGUGUUGGCAAAAUAGUAAUGACAGCUGCUUCUAAGUUUCUGACGCCUGUCACCCUUGAGCUUGGUGGAAAGAGUCCAUGCUACAUUGAUAAAAACUGUGAUAUCAACGUUGCCAGUAGACGUAUAACAUGGGGAAAGUUUCUCAAUUGUGGUCAGACAUGUAUUGCUCCUGAUUAUAUUUUGUGUGACAAAUCCAUCCAGCCUAAACUAGUGGAACAGAUUAAAGAGACUUUAAAGGAAUUUUUUGGUGAAGAUGUCAUGCAGUCUAAAGACUAUGAAAGGAUUAUAAGCACCCGACACUUUAAGCGUCUAAUAGGUCUUUUGGAUGGACAGAAGAUAGCACAUGGAGGAGAUCACGAUGAGGCGGCUCGUUAUAUAGCACCCACAAUCCUAACUGAUGUUAAACCUGACUCCAAGAUCAUGCAGGAAGAGAUUUUUGGACCUCUGCUUCCAAUUAUUUCAGUUGGAAAUGUGGAUGAAGCUAUUCAGUUCAUAAAUAAGAGAGAGAAGCCUCUUGCUCUCUAUGUGUUCUCAAAUGACAAUCAGGUGAUCAAAAAGAUGAUUUCCGAGACAUCCAGUGGGGGUGUCACAGCCAAUGAUGUUAUUAUGCAUUAUACAGUCACAGAUCUGCCCUUUGGAGGUGUGGGCCACAGUGGCAUGGGUGCAUACCAUGGCAAACACACCUUUGAUACUUUCUCUCAUAAGCGUUCGUGCCUCAUUAAGUCUCUUGCCAUGGAAGGCGUGAACAAGCUUCGCUAUCCUCCAUACACAAUAAAAAAGGUGGAGUGGACCAAAUUUCUGCUGAAGAAUCAUCUAAGCAAGAAGAAGCUGUGUGUAUUUCUUCUGCCCUUAUUUGCCAUUGCUGCAGCUGUCGCUGUGAAGUUGGUUUUCUACUGAAAGCUGAGGAAAUAACAUACAAAGCUUCUCUGCUAUUUGCUAACUUUAACAAAUAACGUAAUUUUUCAUAAAAUAUUAACCAGGUAACGAUAAUUAGUAUCUGCUCCUUUUAGAAUAACAUUUACAAGGAUCUGUGAUUUAAUGAUUGUGGAGAUGUAAAACCUAUACAUUUUGACUGAUUUUUAGCAGAAGAUUAAAGGGACACUGAACCCAAUUUUUUUUCUUUCGUAAUUCAGAUAGAGCAUGCAACUUUCUAAUUUACUCCUAUUAUCAAAUUUUCUUCAUUCUCUUGGUAUGUUUAUUUGAAAAGCAAAAAUGUAAGUUUAGAUGCCGGACCAUUUUUGGUGAACAACUUAGGUUCUCCUUGCUGAUUGGACAGCACCAAUAAACAAGUGCUGUCCAUGGUUAUGAAACAAACCUUUGCUGGAUCCUUAGCUUAGAUGCCUUCUUUUUCAAAUAAGGAUAGCAAGAGAACGAAGAAAAAUUGAUAAUAGUAGUAAAUUAGAAAGUUGCUUUAAAUUGCAUGCUCUAUCUGAAUCAUGAAAGAAAAAAAUUGGGUUCAGUGUCCCUUUAACAAAAAAAUACAUUCCAGAAUAUGAGCAAGAAGUGAGACACAUUGUCCUUCUAUAAAACUGGGCAAAAUAGUUUAGACUUUUGACUGGUUACCUCCAGUAAUAAUUUUGCCCUAUAUUUGUAUACAGUGUCAAUAAAUGCAUUUCAAAACUGAUGUGUUUUUUUUUUUUGAUGGGUUAAUUUAAAAGAAACAUCUGUAUCAAAGUAUUUUGUUCAAUGUACUAGUUUGGGAGAUGGGGUAUGAUCUGCAUAUUUAACAAAAACUGUUUUGAAUAUGCUAAAACAGUGAUUACUUUAUAAUCAUUUUUCCAUUAAUUUUUGUAUGUAAAUUCUGUAUAAACCUGGAUUGUGUAACACAUCCAGAAAUGUUUUUAGAACUGCCUGUUUCUGUUUUUAGAUUCAGACUGUUUAGGUAAAUAUGAUCAGCUAUUGCUUAUUAUUCAGAAUAAAGCAGAUAAAAAAUG
This is a messenger RNA of Bombina bombina (fire-bellied toad), 2646 nucleotides long. Its product is annotated as aldehyde dehydrogenase family 3 member A2. NCBI's taxonomy places the organism in Eukaryota, Metazoa, Chordata, Amphibia, Anura, Bombinatoridae. Gene Ontology annotation, biological process: aldehyde metabolic process. Gene Ontology annotation, cellular component: cytoplasm. The transcript is spliced from 2 exons. Bases 143 to 1609 code for a protein of 488 amino acids. Gene Ontology annotation, molecular function: aldehyde dehydrogenase (NAD+) activity. The record is from RefSeq and is a predicted model, not a curated record.